This is a messenger RNA of Hydractinia symbiolongicarpus, 2983 nucleotides long. Its product is annotated as ADAM 17-like protease. The transcript is spliced from 2 exons. The record is from RefSeq and is a predicted model, not a curated record. NCBI's taxonomy places the organism in Eukaryota, Metazoa, Cnidaria, Hydrozoa, Anthoathecata, Hydractiniidae. Gene Ontology annotation, molecular function: metalloendopeptidase activity. Gene Ontology annotation, cellular component: plasma membrane. Bases 55 to 2079 code for a protein of 674 amino acids. Gene Ontology annotation, biological process: Notch signaling pathway; membrane protein ectodomain proteolysis.
UAUACCACUAUUAUUUUCAUCUCAUAGGUACAUGCUUAGCUAGCAUAUGAUGAAAUGAUAUGGUUGAUUUACUUGCAUCUUUUCAGUCAUGCUUUUGUUGUCGAUUCCAAUGACAGUGAAGCUCUAACCCAAAUACUAAGAUAUUAUGAGGGAUUAAAAAAAGACGAUUUAAAACAUAACAUUAUACGUCGAGAUAUUAACAAUCACCAUGAAAGACAUUUAUCUUUUCAAAGUCAUGGUAGAACUUUCCGUUUGAAACUUUUUCCUCAUUCAGAGAUUUUUUCACCGUCAUUUGAAUCGGUAGCAAUUGACAAAUAUGGCAAGCAGACAAUUGUGCAUAUUGACCGAAAUAGCCAUUAUAAAGGCUACUUGAAAGACCAUGAGUAUUCAAACUCAGUGGUACAUAUUGAUGAUGGCAUGGUUACUGCUACUAUUAAUACAGAUAACGAUACUUUUGUUAUUGAACCAAUGUGGAGACAUGAUGAUAAAAAUUCUUUCCAUGAUAUGAUUAUUUACAAAGUUUCAGACAUAUAUUGGAAUUUAACACACAAGGAGCAUAACUUUAAAAUGCACCAUUUAAGAAACCAUGAGGAAGAUAACAGAGUCAAAAGAAGUGCUGAAGAUUUUAUAAAGAACAUGUGUAGUAUUAUUUUGAUUGGUGAUCAUGUGUUUUUUAAAGAGGUUGGGCGUGGUAGAGAAACUGUGGCUAUACACUACAUGAUUAGUAUACUUGCGCGUGUCAAUCUAAUCUACCAACAGACAGACUGGCCUGGUAUUGAAAUUAAGAUUGGCUUUAAAGUUGCAAAAACAAUUGUGCAUACAAACUACAGUGAGACAGGAUAUAACAAGGACAUUAGCUGGAACGGAAACGAUUUACUCAAUACACUCAUUGUUGCUAACUGGAGCAAGUAUUGUCUCGCUCAUUUAUUUACCCAUCACCAAUUUGAUAAAGGAGUUGUGGGAAUGGCAAAAAUUGGCAGCGUUUGUUCCAGCCAUGGAAAUUGUGCGAUCAGCACAGAUACGUUUUAUGGGCGACGCUUGCUUAAUACAGAGGUGGUUUUAGUUGUAGCUCACGAAAUCGGUCACAAUCUUGGAGCAGACCAUGAUCCAGACUCUUGUUCAUCAGAUCCUAAAGACAAAUACAUAAUGUGCCCCACAGUAGGUACAGAUGAUGCCAAUAAAUUAAAAUUUUCUGCCAAUAGUAUUAAACAGAUUGCUAACACUCUGAGACAAAAAAAGAGGUUGUGUUUUACUGCUGAAAGUGAUCAGUAUUGUGGAAAUUUUUUUCUUGAAAAAGGAGAGCAAUGUGAUGCAGGAUACAAAGAAGAUAGUUGUUGCACAAAAGAUUGUCGGCUUAAGAAGAAUGCUGUUUGUAGUGAUUCAAACCAUGCCUGCUGUUUAGAUUGUCAGUAUGCUCCAAAAACAACAAUUUGUCAAAAGGAAUUUAGACUGGAGUGUUCAGGAGAAACUAAAUGCAAUGGCAGUUCCAUGCAUUGUCCCCUUGCAACAAAAUUAAACAAUGAAGAGCAGUGUGGAGUAAGUAAAGGUAACUGCAUAAAUGGUACUUGCAUGUCUUUAUGUGUCCAAAAUGGUACCCGAUCAUGCCCCUGUCCGCAUCAACAUGAUGCUUGCAGAGUAUGUUGUAAAAAUAGUGAGAACAAUUGUGUGCCAUUACUUCGUUAUGGUAGAAAAAUGAAUGAAAAUGAUGGUGUGUCUUGUUUAGUUGAAAAAGAAAACCCGGGGCAAUGUGUGAAUGGUACGUGUGUAAAAACACAACAAAAUGUAGAGGAUGAAUUUCAGGACUUGUUGCAUAGUUUUACAUUUAGUAAAUUUAAGCGCUUUUUGCAAGCCAAUAUUGUAGGGACGGUUCUGGUGUUUUCUUUGAUAUUGUGGAUUCCAGCCAGUUGUAUUGUCCAUUAUUUGGAUAAAAAGCAGGACAGGUUGGACAAAGAAAUGAUGUCUUGGUCAUACCCAUUUAAUCCUUAUUUAAUGAAAGAGACAUCAAAAUCAAGUAAAAACAAAGCAUAUCAUAACCUAAACAAGUUAAGGUUGAGAUCGCAUUACCACAUAUCUUCAUAAACGUAUUUAUGAUAAAUUGUCAACUGUAUCUAGAUGAAGCUAAAUUGUUGUAUAAAAUAUGAUGUUUUUCACUUUUUUUAGUUAAAAUAAUUGUCACAGUCUUUUCUAGAAUUAUAGAAAUUUUUUCAGUUGUUUUUCACACUAUUCACUAUUUAUAACAGUGUCUUAUAAAUACACUUUUUAUUUAUUUGGGUUAUUUCGUAAUGUCGUAGAUAAGUUUGAAAAAAAUGUUUCGAUUUUUCAUGUAAAUAGUUUAAUUAUUCGUCUUUCUUAUUUAAACAAGUAAUUUUCAAUUAAAUUGUAAGUUUUAAUAUUUUGUUUUAUUUAUAUUUUUUAGAUCUUUCAUAUGUUAUUUUUUAUAUAUAUAUAUAUUUGGAUGUUACAACUUUUUUUUAUUUUUAUUAUUUUCAGAGAAAAAUUGGUAAUAAGAUGCCAUAAUUCUGCCUCGAAAAAAUUUGAUAACGAAUCAAAGUUCAAUCUGGCAAGGUCUUGAUAUAUUCUUUCGUAUGGGGAUGAAAUUUUGUUAAAAUACUUUAAUUUCAUUACGCUAGAAUUUUUUAAAUUUUUUAUCAUUUUCCAUUCGAACUUUAAAAACAGAAAAAAUUUGUGUGAAAACGCACUUGUUUUCUUGCCUCUUCCGGAUUCCUAUAACUAAAAGGUAUUUUUAGUUACAGAAAUUUUUAGUUCAGGUAAAGUAAGUCCUCAACAUAUAACAGUUGUAACUAGAAACAUAUGCAAAAAAUGUGCAUUGCCAUUUUUAUAGGUUGAAUUUCAUGCUGAAACCGUUUGUGCUUCGGUGCAAUGAUCCAAAUAACUCUUAUUUGUAUGUUUUUUUUUAAUUUUAAAUUUAAACGAAUUAUAACGUUUUUAUGCAUCAAAUUAUCAAAUUGUUUCUUUUAGCUUU